Messenger RNA from Sporisorium graminicola, 1815 nucleotides. RefSeq lists its product as uncharacterized. The coding region runs from base 1 to 1815 and encodes 604 amino acids. The record is from RefSeq and is a predicted model, not a curated record. Lineage: Eukaryota; Fungi; Basidiomycota; Ustilaginomycetes; Ustilaginales; Ustilaginaceae. The transcript has a single exon.
AUGGCUGGCAGCGGAGACACGCAGUACGAAGCAGUCAUUGUCGGUGGCGGGCCUUCGGGCAUCGCCGCUGCCUGCCAACUCCAGAUGAAACUCGGGCUGACCAAGAUCAAGAUCUUUGAACGCGGCAGCAAGUACGGCGGGACGUGGUACCACAACCGCUAUGCCGGCGCUGGCUGCGACAUCCCACCUCGGCUCUAUUCGUUUUCAUUCCACCAGAAGAAGCAGUGGCAGGACUUUAUGGCCAAGCAGCCCGAGAUGGAGUCAUACCUCCAGGACGCUGCCCACGCCUUUGGUCUCGAGCGGUUCGCCGAGUUCAACAGCGAUGUCUACUCGGCAGAGUGGAUCGAGCAACAGACGCACUGGAAGGUCAAGUAUCGCUCGCUGGAUGGUAACAAGCACGGCGUCGUCACGGCGAGGGUGUUGAUCAAUGCAUCUGGUGCACUGAGUGUCCCGAGGGACUGCGACGUGCCCGGCUGGCAGACGUUCAAAGGUCCGCUCUUCCACUCGGCCAAGUGGGACACCCAGGUCGAUUUCAACGGCAAGGACGUGGUGGUGCUGGGCAACGGUUGCAGCGGCACACAGGUGGUUCCAUCGAUUGCAAAGCGAGUCAAGUCGCUCACACAAGUAGUCAGAGCCAAGCACUGGUAUGCUCCCACCCCGCAGAACCCUUUCGCCGGAUCUGGCUUCGACUGGCUCCAGCGCAACGUGCCUGGGUGGAUUACGUUCGAGCGUCUCAUCUUCACUCUCUUCCUCGACGCCCACUUCAUCCAGGCCUGGAACAAGGAAGGCAAAGGUGCCCGCGAUCGCUUUGCCGCCAACUCGCACCUGUACGUUUCCACAGUCGCCCCCGAGCGGUACCACCACCUGCUCCUCCCCACCCAGGACGAGCUCAAGGUCGCCUGCAAGCGCCGCGUGUUCGACGACGCCUACAUCCCCAGUCUCAACCUUGCCAACGUCGACCUCACCUCGGACCAGGCGGUUGAGAUCACCGAGGACACCGUGGUGCUGCAGUCCGGCCGCAGAGUGAAGGCUGAUAUCAUUGUGCUGGCAUCUGGCUUCAAGACGGGUGAGACCAACGUGCAGAUGCGUGUCGUCGGCCGCCAUGGCAAGGAGCUCAACGAGGUGUGGGCCAAGCACGGCGCGCCCCAAGCCUACCGUACCGUGCUGUGCCACGACUUUCCCAACUUUGCACUGCUCUGGGGACCCGGGUCGGUCACAGGCCACUACUCGGCCAUCUUCACGAUCGAGAGCUCGGUGCGCUUCAUGUGCACUCUCUUCAAGCCGCUCUUCCUCGCUGGGGACUCGACCGUCCCCUUGCUGCAACGAUCCGCAGGCCGCACAGUCGACGUCAAGGCCGACGCACAGCACAAGGAAGACGUCAUGGUGCAGACGCAGAUGCGUGACCUCAUCUACACGUCGGGCUGCAAGGGCUGGUACACCAACUCGAACGGUCGCGUCUCGACCCUGUACCCUGGCUUCCAGCUGACGUUCGCCUGGAGGAGCGACCACCCGAUUGCAGCGGAUCUCGUCUACACGGGCCUCGCGCCAAACACGCGUGCCAGCAGCUACUGGAGCUACUGGCAGCAGCUGGCAUCGUGGCUCAAGUUGGGAGAUGUGCCCGAGUACCGAGCUGAGAGGCUGCGUAGACGCUCGUGGAUCGCUAGGCUCUUGCUCGACCCGCUCACCAAAGUGUUGCGCAGAGUGAGCAUCUGGUGGCUCAUGAUCAUGGUUUGGGUGGCGGAUAAGAGUUUGUUCUACACCCGCGGAGCCAAGGACUUUGACAUGGUCAAGCAGCAAUACCUCGAGGCCAAGUAG